AUAGCCCAAAAGCUGAUGAAGAUAGAGAGCAGAAAAAGGAGAGAACCAAAGGUAGAUAGAGAGAGAGAGAAGAGAAGAGAGGAAGAAGCAAAAACAAAAAAUCCAAGAAAAAAACACCCAUUUGUAAAAAGAUAACAUCUUUGCAAGUAUUGAUUUGUGGGGUUGUUGUUUGCCGGACGGAAAGUUAGUAGGUGAAGAAAAAAACUUUCAUUUCCGGUGAAAACCACCAUUGAUUCCGGUGAAUUAUGCUAGAACUCAUCUGGGGUUAGUUGAUUUAUUUCACCGGAGAAGAAAAAAAAAUGGAUAGGAAUAGAGAAGCAAGAAGAACUGGUAUGGUAGCCGCCACAUCUAAUGGAUUAUCAAGACGCAGACAUAGAAGUAACAGUCUUAGAGAUUCCCCUGAUGAAGAAGGGGGUGUAGAGAUACAAGAAUCUGUCAGGUUAAGGGAGAGAGUGAAGAAAGAUCGAGAUCGAGAGAGAGACAGAGAACGGGAUAGAGAAAGAGAUAGAGAAAGGGAUAUUAGAGAGAGGGAUAUUAGAGAUAGAGAUAGAGAUAGGUCAAGUCGGAGUAAAAGAAGAAGAGGUGAUAGAUUGAUGAUGCACAGAGGUGGUGGUGGUGGAGAAGAUGGUGGAGAUGAUAGUUCAGAAGAAAGUGUAAACGAUGAAGAAGAUGAAGAUGAUGAAGAGACGACGACAACAACAACAAACGUUGUUUCAGCUAGUACAAGAUUGUUGCCGCCGCCGAAUCCGUUACCGGCGACGAUGGGAGGGUCGGCGAUUUCAAAUCAUCAUCAUCACCAUAACAACAAUCAUAACCAUCAUCAUAUACCGCCUCGGAAAAAUUUUCCACCAAAUGUUGGUGGAAAGGUGUUUAGAGCAGCACCUGUAUGGAAAACUGGUGAUGAAAUGAUUGGUGUUUCUGUUCCAAGAAAAGCUCGUUCUGCAUCUACAAAGAGGUCUCAUGAUUGGAUUUCUGGGACUAGUGGUGGUGGUGGUAACAGUGGUGUUGUCACCGGAGACCAAAUUCAUCAGCAAGUAUCAACAGCUUCGCCGGUGGGACAGAACAUUCCGGCUACAUCACCAUCGCCGGCAGCUCCUUUAUCUCCAUCUUCAUCUAAUGUUUCAGUCAGAAAAAAAUUUAAGCCUAAUGGACAAAAGCGGCCGCCGGCAAAGUCACCUCCAAAAGCUUCUUCAUCUAACCCUGAAGAGCUUGAGAUUGAGAUUGCUGAAGUUCUGUAUGGAUUGAUGACUCAGUCACAAGGACCUUCAAAAAAAGAAAGUGUACCAAUUGAUACAAGAGAAGUUAAUAACAGAUCCAGAGUUUCAUCUCCAGCUUCUAAUUCAAACUCAUCAGCAACUCCUUUAUCUGUUGUUGCUCCAAAGAGGAAAAGACCAAGGCAAGUCUUGGAAAAUCCUGGAGGAUUUAGUGUAAGAAGCACCCCCAUUUCAUCUUCUACAGCUAAAGUUGAGAUGGAUCAGACAACAAUGAAGUUAGAGGUUUUUUCACCUAAUUUGGAGAAGAACCCACAGUCUGCUGCUGAAAAUGGUGUUUCUUUAUAUGAUUUAAGUGGUUCUGCUCAAAGUUUGCCGGCGGCAGUAGAUCCGGUACCGGAGCCGAUGAAGAUGGAAUCUGACGUCAAGAGGAGGCCUGAUGAAACUGAAUUUGUGGAGAGUAAGGAGGAAGUGAAUUCCCCAAAGAGGGAAUCUUUUACUUUGGGAGUAGAUAAUAGUAUUCGUGAGGAUGUUGCAGUUACCCAAGUGAGUGGGAUUGUUUCAGGAGUGGAAAACCAGAGAGAGGAGAAGUUCCAGAUAGAUCUUAUGGCUCCUCCUCCACAGUUAAGAUCAUCACCUGAAAGAGAAGCUGAGAUGAGUUUUGGCUCAGCAGCUGUGGAUAGUAAUAAGCAUAUUAUAUCAUCAGAAAAUAUAGUUGAAAGGAAGCCUGCUGUGACAGAAAAGGAUGAUGAAAGGAUUGGCAAAGCUGAGAAAGAUGAAGGGAUGAUUAGUGUUGAAGCUGAGGAAAAGAAGACUAAAGCAGCUGUAGAAGAAAUUAAUGCUCAUAAGAUAAGUGAGAGUAGUAGGGGUAGGAAUAUUAAUCUUGAUCUUGAUUUGGAAAAGCCAGAAAAGGAUAGUGGUGUAAGUGGCAAAUUUCAACAGCACAGUCAAAAGUUGCAGCAGCACCAACCACCUCCUCCACCACAAAAAGCUACUAAAGAAGAAUCAGUUCUUGAAAAAACUGGUCAAUCCAGCUCUUUGCCUAUGCCAAUUUCUAUGGCUAGUUGGCCUGGUGGGCUUCCUCCCAUGGGAUACAUGGCGCCGUUGCAAGGAGUUGUCGCUAUGGAUGGAAGCACAGUUUCUUCUGCUGCUCCAAUGCAGCCUCUGUUCUCUCAACCAAGGCCAAAAAGAUGUGCAACACAUUGUUACAUUGCUAGGAACAUACAUUGUCUUCAGCAAUUUAUGAAGAUGCAUCCUUUUUGGCCACCUGCUGCUGGCACUGCACCCUUCUUUGGAGCCAAGACCAAUCUUAAUGUUAUGCCGUCAGCUGAUCUCCAUGGAAACUUAGCUGGUAGAGGAGCAAGUGCUGGGCCUGAUAAAGGGCAGGGGCUUGCUAUCUUCCCUAGUAAUGGUGGAAAAGACAAAGUUCAACCAGCUAACAUUGCAGAUGCUGCUCAGAGAAAACAGCAAAUGUUACUCCAACAAGCAUUGCCGCCUGUUGCGCCCAAUAAUCUACUGCAUGGGCCUGCUUUCAUCUUCCCUUUGAAUCAACAGCAGGCAGCUGCAGCUGCUGCUGUUCGACCAGGUCCCGCGAAGUCACCUAGCACAUUGGGCCCUUCUGUCCCUUCUAACACAACUAAUGCUGCUGCUGGAACUGCUUCAGCUACAGCUGGUGGAGCGGCUACUGCAAUUAGCUUCAACUAUCCAAAUAUGUCUCCCAAUGAUGCUCAGUAUUUGGCGAUCUUGCAGAAUAAUGCGUAUGCUUUCCCAAUACCAGCUGUAGGACCACCUCCGAAUUAUCGGGGAACUCAACCUCAGCCCAUGCCAUUGUUCAAUGGAUCUUUCUAUUCUUCCCAGAUGAUUCAUCCUUCCCAGGUUCAGCAGCAUCAGCAACAUCAACAGCAGCAGCAUCAACAACAACAGCAGCAGCAGCAGCAUCAGCAGCAUCAACAACAACAACAGCAGCAUCAGCAGCAGCAACAGCAGCAGCAGCCAGCAACAUCGCAGUCCCAACAAAUGCAACAAGGUCAACAAAACACAAGCAUGUCAAGUGGAUCCUCUUCAUCCCACAAGCAUUUGCAGAACCAGCAACAGAGGUCCCAAGGCAAUGCUAUUAAUGGUGGGAACAGUGGUGGUAAUUUACAUAGUUUUCCUGGGACAAAAAAUCAUCCAUCUCAGUCCCCAGCACAGUCGUCACAGAAUCAGCAUAUGCCUCCACAGACGCGCCAUAUUGAAAAUGAGGUGGGUAGUGAAGAUAGCCCAACUGCAGAGAGGAAAAGGUCGCAUGGACCAAUUAAUGUGUACAAUCAGAAUUUUGCUAUGCCCAUGCAUCCCUCAAACUUUGGUAUGAUGACUCCUCCAGCUAAUUUUGGCGUUGCCUCUUCUGCUGGUGGCGGCAGUAAUCAUCAAACUGAGAAGAAGCCACAGCAGCAGCAGCAGCAACCAGGUCUAAAAGCGAGUCUAGAGUCAGCGCCGCCUCAACCUUUUGCCAUGUCGUUUGCUUCAUUUAAUGGGUCCACUACUGGACCUGGCAUUGACAUGUCCAUGGCACAUAAUCAUGCUAUUUUCCAGAGUCUCCCGGAAGCUACGAGGCAAAAUUUACAGAUGGCCGCAGCAGCUGCUGCUCAGGCUGUGCAGCAGAAGAAGAAUUUCAGGGUAUCUGAGGAUGGUAAAUCUGGAUCUGGUGACCAGUCUGGGGCUGAUGCCGAAAGAAAAGGUUUAGCAAUGAAGCCUUCCGGAAAUGCUGGUCAGUCUAUUGCAUUUUCAAGGUCCGAUACGUCUGAUGCCUCUGGGUCUACUAUUGCAGCGAACAGUGUCAUUGAUAGCUCAUCAAGGUCCUUGAAUCUUCCAUCUGGUGCUUCAUGGACUGCUAGAGCUGCAAUGCCAAAUGCUAUGGGAUCUGUAAAUGUUCCUAAUGCACAGUUGCAAGCUCAAAUACAGCAACAGCAGCAACAAAUGCUUCAGCUUCAUAAGCAGCAUCAACAACAUCAAUUUGCAGCGGCUGUUGCUGCUCGGAGCAAGACAUCAGCCUCUAGUAAUGGGAAUGUUUAUUCGGAACACUUGACUUCAUCUGCUUCUGCUGCUUCAAAAUUUCCAAAUGCAAUGUCUGCUUUUCCUCAAAAUCUUGUACAGAGUGGUAACAACAGCAAUCAAGCUCAGUCACCUCAGUGGAAGAACUCUACCAGAACAUCAACAUCCCAAGCUCCAUCAUCUUUGUCAUCAACGUCUUCUCUGAAAAGCCUUUCUCAGCAGCAGCAACAGCAGCAGCAGCAUGUUAGAUCCCAGCAAAGUCACACACAGAUAUCUUUUGGCACGAAUCAGAGAUCCACUCCUCCACCACCAGGACAACAGCCCCCAAACAGUAAUCAGUCUCCCUCUUCCCCCAUGAUGGUUGGCUCUCCUACCACUUCUUCAAUCUCAAAAGGUGCCAGUGGUAGCCCAAGACCUACAAAUUCUGCAACUACAAGUAAUAAAACCGGCCAGAACUCAUCAUUGUCAACACAGCAGGGUAAAUCCUCAACUUCAGUUCCCAACCAGAAGUCAUCUCCAGCUGGUGGGAGGAAUGUGCCAUCAAUUCUUGGAAACCCUCAUAAUAUAGCUUCAACUUCAGGUGGUGGAACUAAGCCUCAAAUGUCACAGCAGCAGCAACAGCAACAUUUACAUAAGAGUAUGCAGCAAGCACAGCUGUUCUUCUCUAGUCCAUAUGUGCAAGCUCAACCUCCACAUUCUAGUGGUACAAGUUCUGCUGGUCAAGCUACUGGGGGUUAUUAUCUUCAGCAGAGACGGCGUCCUGACCAGCCUGGCCAACAACUGCCUGGUUCAUCAGCUGCAUCAUCAUCAAGUGGGAUGUUGACUUUGUGUCCUGUUACACUAGGUGGUGGCACCACUUCUGAUCCUGCCAAAGCAAUUGCAGCAGCUGCAGCUGCUAAUAAUAUGAAAGGUGGUGUGUUGCCUUCGCAGGGCAUUCUUCAUGCUGCCCAAUAUACAACACAAACAUCAGGGAGUCAACAUCAACUUUUGCCUGCUGGUUUCUCUUAUGUGCAUCCUGUUCCUGCCGCGGUUCAAGUAAAGCCAGCUGAACAGAAACAACCUGCGGGAAAUGACAAUUUGCAUGCGUGCUGGCAGCCUGAGAAGAAAUGAACACUGUACAACUUGAUGGAGCAGCCAAGCAGAGGCACAUCAGUGAACCUCAGAAGUUGGAAUGAAGAACUCGCAGUUUUGAAGGAGGCACCAUAUGGUUAAAUUUUUGCACGAAACGCAAGUCAAUCAACAUGUCGAUUGACAUCGUAUAACGCAUUCCCGUGGUGUAUAAUCUGACUGCCUAUAGGGAUAUCACAAAUGAAAGCGCUGCUGCUCGACCGGUUGGUGUUUUGAUGAUCACAGGAUGGUUUGCUGGAAUAUUGAUCAGCCAGCUCUUUCCUGCAUUUUGAUGGUGGUGGUUAGGUUCAGGAAAGAAAAAGGUUUUUGGUUCCUUUUUCCUCCCCCCUUUUUUGGGGGGUUAGGGGGGGAAAGCAGGUCAGUGAUAAAAACUAAGAAAAUAGUGAAAGGUUGUAUUGCCUUCCAAGUUUUUCAGUAGGAACUCUGAUGCUUCAGUAAUUCAUUAUUCUUUUCCUUCUCUUAAAAGGUGUUUCUACUGGCUUGAAUUAUUAUACAGCAGUUUCUGGACAGUAGUAUCUUUUUUUGGACAUAUUAUAAGUAUAUGCAAGGUGUAUAUGUGUAUGUCUUGGCACAUAUAUAAAUGGAAUAGCCCUCAAGAUUUUCUUUCAAA
This is a messenger RNA of Solanum pennellii, 5979 nucleotides long. RefSeq names its product protein TIME FOR COFFEE. The transcript has 13 exons. The record is from RefSeq and is a predicted model, not a curated record. Gene Ontology annotation, biological process: regulation of circadian rhythm. The coding region runs from base 300 to 5351 and encodes 1683 amino acids. Gene Ontology annotation, cellular component: nucleus. Lineage: Eukaryota; Viridiplantae; Streptophyta; Magnoliopsida; Solanales; Solanaceae.